Molecule: messenger RNA, 540 nt
Organism: Charadrius vociferus (killdeer)
Lineage: Eukaryota; Metazoa; Chordata; Aves; Charadriiformes; Charadriidae
Gene: RBM8A
Product: RNA binding motif protein 8A
Exons: 6
Coding region: 1-540 (179 amino acids)
Biological process (GO): RNA splicing
Cellular component (GO): nucleus; exon-exon junction complex; cytoplasm
Molecular function (GO): mRNA binding
Source: RefSeq, a predicted model, not a curated record
AUGGCGGCGCGGGCGGGAGGAGAUGCUUUGACCUCCCCAAGAUGGCGGCGCGGGCGCUUCCGUUACGUCCCCAAGAUGGCGGAGAGCAUCCACAAGCUGAAAGAGAAAGCCAAGAAGCGGAAAGGUCGAGGCUUCGGCUCAGAGGAGGGCUCGCGAGCCCGCGUGCGUGAGGACUACGACAGCGUGGAGCAGGACGGGGACGAGCCGGGCCCGCAGAGGUCGGUGGAGGGCUGGAUUCUCUUCGUCACGGGAGUGCACGAGGAGGCGACGGAAGAAGACAUCCACGACAAAUUCGCGGAGUACGGCGAGAUAAAAAACAUCCACCUGAACCUCGACAGACGGACGGGGUACCUGAAGGGAUACACUCUGGUUGAGUACGAAACCUAUAAAGAGGCGCAGGCGGCCAUGGAGGGGCUGAACGGGCAGGAGCUGAUGGGACAACCCAUCAGCGUGGACUGGUGCUUCGUGAGAGGGCCCCCGAAAGGAAAGCGAAGGGGCGGGCGCCGGCGGAGCAGAAGUCCGGACAGGAGACGCCGAUGA